AAAACAAACAUUUCGAAUCAUCAAAAAAUCCGUAAAAUUUAAGUGAAAAACUCGUCAAAAUAAGAAAUAAAAUAAUAACUUUCAAUCGGCAAGAUGAAUGAAGAGUACGAGGAUGAUGGAUGGAUGCGAAACAACACCGGAGAGAAGGAAUCGGCCGAUGAGAUAAUGGAAAACCCCCAAGAGGUCCUUUCUGAGUGUCUUGAGAAGUUUUCCACGCCAGAUUACAUCAUGGAGCCCGGAAUUUUCACACAGCUCAAACGUUACUUCCAAGCUGGCGGCACUCCGGAACAAGUCAUCAACCGUUUGUCGCAAAAUUACACGGCAGUCGCUCAAAUGGCAAAUUUGCUCGCAGAAUGGCUCAUCAUGGCUGGCGUAAAAGUCACCGAUGUCCAAGCCAUGGUCGAGAAUCACUUGAAAGACAUGAUCCUCAAAACGUUCGAUCCGAAGAAAGCUGACACGAUUUUCACGGAGGAGGGAGAAACGCCCGACUGGUUGACACAAAUGAUCCGUCAUCAUACGUGGCGUUCGCUAAUUUACCGUCUCGCCGAAGAAUAUCCGGAUUGUUUGAUGCUGAAUUUUACGAUAAAGUUGAUUUCGGAUGCCGGGUAUCAAAGUGAAAUUACGUCAAUUUCGACGGCAGCCCAGCAAAUUGAAGUAUUUUCGAGAGUUUUGAAGACUUCCAUCGCGAAAUACCUCACAAAUGCGGAUGAACGACAAAAGACGAUACAGGAACUUGCGAAAAUGGUGUGUCACUCGCAACAUACUUACGUUUAUUCGCAAGUUAUGAUCCAUUUAUUGGCUUUGGAGGCGAAAGGUGGCUCGAAUAUGAAGCGAUUAGCGGAAGAAGUGGCCAAAUAUGCAUUGGACCAAGGACUGAACAUCACUCCGAUCACGAUGGCACUCAAUAAUUCGUCACCACACCCAGCGGCAAGUCAAGCUCUGACCUCUAUGUUGUCCCGGAACAAUUUAAAUCCCGCAGAUAUCAAUGUACUGUAUCGCCAUUACUCGUCAAGUGAGCCUCCACCAAUCGAUUUGAUCCGAAAUCCGCAAUUCCUGAACUUGCUCGUGGAUUCGUUGUUCAAAACUGGCGUCAAAUUGAAUCCGGAACACAAAUCAAAGUACAUUUAUUUGCUAGCGUACGCUGCAAGUGUCUGCGAAACGCAACCCAAGAACGGACAACAAAAGAAAACGCUAAACAAAGACGAACUAAAGACGACAAUCGGUGCCAUUGAGAAAGUUCAUGCCAUUUGCAACGUCAACAAAGGCAGUUCCGAGCUAAUUGUCGAUCUUUGCACGCUUUAUCAAUGCAUCAAGUAUCCCGUAGUAGCUGUCGGCGUCAUUAGAUGGGUAGAAAAUACCGUAACAGAACCGUCUUACUUCAAGCUAUGCACCGACAGUUGUCCCGUGCACUUGGUAAUCCUCGAUGAAGUUGCUACACUCCAUACCUCACUUCACGAUCAAAUUUUGCAACUCAUCAUCAAACUUUUCGAAUCGAAACAAGACGAAUUGGAGAUUUUGGUGCAACUGGAACUGCGAAAAAUGCUGCUGGAUCGCAUGGUGAACUUGUUAGCGCGUGGCUGUGUCGUGCCCGUCGUCAAAUAUAUCAAGCAGUGUUGCGCGAAAGACGAUACCGAUAUAUCGUUAAUCCGUUAUUUCGUGACAGAAGUGCUCGAUACGAUCACGCAUCCAUAUUCGAAGGAGUUUGUGGAAUUAUUUUUGCCGAUGGUCGAAAAUGAGGAAAUUACGGGCACUAUGCGAGAUGGUGACAAUGAUGUCGUGUCAGAAUUUAUUGUUCGAACACGCAUGACUCGUGGUGCAAUCUAGGAUGAUGAAUGCAAGAGUGCGACAAAGACAAAGUUUUAUUCAAAUUCAUUUUAUUUACAACUUUUUUUUAUAUAUAAAUAACAAAUUCGUGUAAGUAAGAGAGUAA
Culicoides brevitarsis is the source of this 1930-nucleotide messenger RNA. It is a transcript of the gene TH1, whose product is annotated as negative elongation factor D. NCBI's taxonomy places the organism in Eukaryota, Metazoa, Arthropoda, Insecta, Diptera, Ceratopogonidae. Gene Ontology annotation, cellular component: nucleus; NELF complex. The transcript is spliced from 3 exons. Bases 94 to 1824 code for a protein of 576 amino acids. Gene Ontology annotation, biological process: negative regulation of transcription elongation by RNA polymerase II. The record is from RefSeq and is a predicted model, not a curated record. Gene Ontology annotation, molecular function: RNA binding.